AAAUUGGGAUAAGCAGUAUACUUCUUUCUCUUUCCUGUUUUGCCACCGUAGUUCUUCUUCUCUUUCAAACGCCUGCCAUCGAAGUUCUUCUUCUCUUUCAAACGCCACAGUAGAUCUUAUUCUUCUCUUCCUUCUUAUCCCACUUUUCCCACCGCCGCCUCUUCCACCCAAUCAGAUGUUGCACCGCCAUGGACAUCAUUCAUUAUCUUUCUCCUGUGAUUAGAUCUAUUCUCAUUCUGAAGCUCCCUUUCUUGGAUAUCAGUCGAUAACCCUGCCCUCCUUUCUUCUUGGCUCUGCUGCUUCACCUCCGCUUAGACCAACGGUAGAUAAUUGCUUUGAUGGGUUCCGAUUUUGAUUGUUCUUUACAAAGAUGGAGGCAAUGAUGAAAUUUGUUUGUGAAAACAGUUUGCACCGGCAACCAUGGGUGAACUUGAAGGUCGUAUUUUGGAAAGGCAACUCGGAAGGCAUAUCCGAUUGGAAUAUGCAACCGGUGUUUGCAGCCAUUCCGUCUUUCAUCCCCUUUUUCUGAGCCUCGUCUCAUUGAAAAUCACUGUUAUGAUGCAGCCAUACCGUCUUUCAUCCCCUUUUUCUGAGCCUCGUCUCAUUGAAAAUCACUGUUAUGAUUUCCGAUUUCCAAAUUUCUGGUGUUUCUUUGUUCGUGUUUGUCUGUAGUUUUGGAGCAGGGUCGUUUGAUUUCCCCCUGAUUUCUAGGGUACGUAAUUUCAACCUCUGCUUGUCUUCCCACCGCAUCCAAGAAAAGCGCCGACUGUGCUGUUGGUGUUCAUCGACGGUGGUGAUUCAGCCGACUUCUCCCAUCAGGAUCUCACCUGGGAUUCCAAUAUCAAAUUCGAUGGGGGAGGGGUUUAAAACUUUGAACAAGAUCCAAUUAUACCUCACCCAGGUGAUUAGAGCCGAGAAAGCAGAGGUUUCUUUAUAA
Lactuca virosa is the source of this 937-nucleotide messenger RNA. The record is from the annotation of a GenBank genome assembly. NCBI's taxonomy places the organism in Eukaryota, Viridiplantae, Streptophyta, Magnoliopsida, Asterales, Asteraceae.